GCCAGCUGGGCCUGGAGCAAUGCGAGCGGGCCCCAGGGAGCGGCGGCGGCGGCGCGGCGGCCGAAGGAGCCCCGGCCGGGACGUGCGGACGCGGUUCUCCCCAGGCCCGGCCGCCUCGCCCGCUCUAGUCCAGCGGAGCCGGAGCGCCUCGGACCAAUCCCCGGUGAUUAUGCAAGACAGCGGACCAAUCAGCUCCGCCAGCUCAUGAAUAUUUAUGACCUUGGCUGAGUCAAAGCUUUGAAGCGAGUUUGGGGAGCUCGGCAGCAUCAUGCUUAGACUUUUCAAAGAGACAAACUCCAUUUUCUUAUGAAUGGAAAGUGAAAACCCCUGUUCCGCUUAAAUUGGGUUCCUUCCUGUCCUGAGAAACACAGAGACCCCCAAAAGGGAAGCAGAGGAGAGAGAGAGACCCACACCCAGACCCCGCGAGAAGAGAUGACCAUGACCACCAUGCCAGAAAGUCUCAACAGCCCCGUGUCGGGCAAGGCGGUGUUUAUGGAGUUUGGGCCACCCAACCAGCAAAUGUCUCCUUCUCCCAUGUCCCACGGGCACUACUCCAUGCACUGUUUACACUCGGCGGGCCACUCGCAGCCCGACGGCGCCUACAGCUCGGCCUCGUCUUUCUCCCGACCGCUGGGCUACCCCUACGUCAACUCGGUCAGCAGCCACGCGUCCAGCCCCUACAUCAGUUCGGUGCAGUCCUACCCGGGCAGCGCUAGCCUCGCCCAGAGCCGCCUGGAGGACCCAGGGGCCGACUCGGAGAAGAGCACGGUGGUGGAAGGCGGCGAAGUGCGCUUCAAUGGCAAGGGGAAAAAGAUCCGCAAACCCAGGACGAUUUAUUCCAGUUUGCAGUUGCAGGCUUUGAACCGGAGGUUCCAGCAAACUCAGUACCUAGCUCUGCCCGAGAGGGCGGAGCUCGCGGCCUCCUUGGGACUCACGCAGACGCAGGUCAAGAUCUGGUUCCAGAACAAGCGGUCCAAGUUCAAGAAACUGAUGAAGCAGGGCGGGGCGGCUCUGGAGGGUAGCGCGCUGGCCAACGGCCGGGCGCUGUCGGCCGGCUCCCCGCCCGUGCCGCCGGGCUGGAACCCCAACUCCUCAUCUGGGAAGGGCUCGGGCGGCAGCGCGGGUUCCUACAUCCCCAGCUACACGUCGUGGUACCCCUCGGCGCACCAAGAAGCUAUGCAGCAGCCCCAGCUCAUGUGAGGUUGCGCGCCCGCACCCUCCCGCCUCCUUCCCGUCUCCCCCGGCCCGGGCCCCUCCCGCCUCCCGGUCCAUCCACCCCGUCCGCAAGCCCCGGGCGCCCCCCCUCCCCCGGAAGGGCCCAGGGGCAAAGAAGAAGGAACCGCGAAGGCCGGACGCCCGCCACCUCCUUGGAGUCCCGCGCGGUCCGCACCCGCGACUCCCCGGCGCCCACGCGCUCGCCCUCGCCCCGCCUGGGCCGCGCGGUGACAGCGGCCUCCGAACGCAGGCGCGACCGCCCGAGACACGGCCAGAGCAGCGCGACCGGCCAGCUGGCCCCGACUCGCCGACCCUCAGCUGCGUGGGACCAUCAGGAAAAAAAAAAAAAAAAAGGAAAAAAAAAGAAAACCCACAAAAAAAAUGUAGAAAAAGCAAAAGCUUUUUUUUUUUUUCUGUUCUGUCUGUCUCUUGUCUCCUUUCGCUCUGUAUCUGUGCGCCGACGAAGUCGAGGUCCUCGUCUGUCCGCUGUCCUCGUUCUGCGGCCUCUGAAAAAAGUCACCAGGUCGGAAGAGGCCCGGGCCGCCGGCCGCCCAGCUCCGCAGGCUGGGACGUCUUGUCCUUUCGGACCUUCUCCUGGGCCUGCCUAGCCAUCUGUGUAGCUCGUUCGGGAAUCGGGGGAAACUGGAGGGAGGGGGUUUUAUUUAUUGAGGAAUGGACUUCGCCUGAGGGUGGAUGUUGGCCAAUUCUGUGGAGCACAAGGUCCCGUAGUACCGGUGACUUCAAACGCACCCCCGGGGAAAACGACUAAGGAGGACCUGGUGAUUUUUAACUUAUACAGUAACUUUUGUACUUCGCUGGUAUGGAGAGGUUGGAACCUAAUGCUUUGCAUUUUUACAUGUCCCGUAUUAUUUUUAAAAGAAAAAAAAGGAGAAACGAAGCCAACACAAUUUUCUCAUCUCGGGGAAAAAACACUUGGUCGCUUUGCCUGGACAAGAAGGAAAAUUCUAAUUCCCUCCUUGGGGAGCAAGAAAGAGUGGCCCGAUGGGCAGUGAAACAAACAACAAACAAACAGGCAGGCAUAAACGAGUGCCCUAAAGCCAGUGAGCUUUAAAGAAAGACAAAAGCAACACUAAUCCCCAGAGGCUCGGACCACAGAAUAACACCAGGCGGCACCCUGGACGCCCAGUCUCCAGUGCAGGGUCUAAUCGCUGUACAUAUUAUUAUUGUUGUUAAUUAUUAUUGUUAUUAUUAUUGUUCCGUAAACAUGUUGCACAAGCUUAGCUCUUUUCCGUUCUGUUGUGUGUGGCUGUAAAACCUGAUGCUUUGUGAAAUGAGAAUCUUGACAUUUUACUUGUGAAAUUUGGAAAAUGUGAUCAAUUGAAAUCAACCGUGUUUUGUGUUCUCUAUGUCAAAGUUUAGUUUUAUAUUGAGAAUGUUAACUUAUUGCUUUGUAUCUUGGGAAAAAAAGAACUUUGUAAAUAAGUUAUAAAGUUUCUUUG
This is a messenger RNA of Nyctereutes procyonoides (raccoon dog), 2675 nucleotides long. RefSeq names its product distal-less homeobox 1 (gene DLX1). The transcript has 4 exons. Gene Ontology annotation, biological process: cell differentiation; negative regulation of transcription by RNA polymerase II; embryo development. The coding region runs from base 433 to 1200 and encodes 255 amino acids. The record is from RefSeq and is a predicted model, not a curated record. Gene Ontology annotation, molecular function: DNA-binding transcription factor activity, RNA polymerase II-specific; RNA polymerase II cis-regulatory region sequence-specific DNA binding. Lineage: Eukaryota; Metazoa; Chordata; Mammalia; Carnivora; Canidae.